Thlaspi arvense is the source of this 1478-nucleotide messenger RNA. NCBI's taxonomy places the organism in Eukaryota, Viridiplantae, Streptophyta, Magnoliopsida, Brassicales, Brassicaceae. The record is from the annotation of a GenBank genome assembly.
GUUCUGCCAAAAAGCUGAGUACUCCUCUUCUUUUCUCCAACUUUAUUUAAAAAAAACUGUAGGUUCCUUUUUGGCUUUUUACUUUACCUCCUUGGUGACUAAGGAACUAAAACUCGAAGGAGUUUUGUUUCAUUCUUUCCUUCUCCAUACCAUUCAAAUUCAUUUCCUCCAUCCUCAACACAAUCAAGACCCAUCAAAAUCCUUUCAAAGAAACAUAGACUGCUAAAAAAAUCUUAUCAUUGAGUAACAUUUGACCAAAAGCAAGAUCUUCCCUAAACCAUCAGAACCAGAUCUGAGUCCUCGAUCGUCUCCAAUUCUCGACCAAUCCAACCUGAGAUCUCUCCAAAUAAAAUAUUUUAGUUUCUUCGUGUCUUUGCAACAUAACGUAUCACAAACAUAGAUUGUAGAAAGAAAGAAAGAAAAGAACCAAUGGAAAAUACAAAGUUGGUUUGUAGAGUAUUGUUGCAAGACUGGAUAACAUUCAAAGCAUUGGCUUUGGAGGAUAGAAGCAGGAUAAUGAACGAGAUAGCUGAAGAUAAAUAUGCUCGUCUCUUGAGCCAACUUAUCAAUACUUGCGUUACUAGACCUCAAAUCAUAAAGGAAGUUGCAACCCUUAUUUUUGAUAAAGCUAUACUUGAGCCGACCUUUUGCCCUAUGUACGCUAAAUUAUGCUCUGAUAUUCAACACAAGCUACCUACAUUUCUACCUAGAGAGCGUGGGGCUGGUAAGAUCACUGAAAAUACCCCAUUCAAGGGGAUUUUGCUGAAUCUAUGUCAACAGUUGUUCGAGGAACAUGAAGAGCGCUCAAGUCAAGAGCUUAGAAAGAUGAAUGGACCAUAUCAUAAGGGAGAGCCUAAGGAGAUGGAGAGAAUGUCGAACCUCAGGGCUAUAGGAAACCUUCGUUUGAUUGGCGAGCUUCUAAAGCAGCAUAUGGUUACAGUUAGGAUCGGUCACCACAUUGUUCAGAAGCUCUUGGGGGAUGAGGAGAAAAUGUGUCCAUCAGAGGAAAAUGUUGAAGCUGUUUGUCUCUUUCUCAAAACUGUCGGCAAAGAACUUGAUGGAUCAUCAAGCUUGAGUUCAAAAAAGGUGAACGAUAAAUAUUACAGACGUCUAAAGGAAUUGUCAAAUAAUUCUCAGCUGGUUAUGCGAUUGAGAUUUAUGAUUCGGAAUAUCAUCAAUCUGCGCUCUAAUGGCUGGAUUUCCAGGCCAGAAGUGACAAACCCCGCAGUUUAUUGAAGCCCUUGAAAACCAAGAUGUUCACGGUUCACAUGUGGUGUGUGAACACUGAACAGAGUAAUUUGCUAUAUCUCGGAUAUUGUUCUUGUUGUGUUUUGUUUUUAUUUUCUGUUUCUGACUUUAUUUCCUUUGUGUGUUAGAGUUGGCUGUUAUGAAAAUGCUUUUUUUUUGUUCAACAUGAAAAUGCUAAUCACUAUAUUAUAUAUAUAUACAUAUAUACAAUAAAACCUCUAUAAAUUUAA